This is a messenger RNA of Ananas comosus (pineapple), 516 nucleotides long. Its product is annotated as zinc transporter 10-like. The record is from RefSeq and is a predicted model, not a curated record. Bases 1 to 516 code for a protein of 171 amino acids. The transcript has a single exon. Lineage: Eukaryota; Viridiplantae; Streptophyta; Magnoliopsida; Poales; Bromeliaceae.
AUGUUCCUCGACGCCGAGGCCGCGCUCACCGACCCCUGCCUCCCCCGCUUCCCAUGGCACCGCUUCCCCUUCUUUGGCUUCGUCGCCAUGCCCGCCGCCCUCGCCACCCUCGUCCUCGACUUCCUCGCCACCCAGUUCUACGAGCGCAAGCACCGCGCCGCCGCCGCCGCCGAGAUCGACGCCACGGUGGAGGACGACGAGGAGCGCUCCAUCAUCACGGCGGCGCCGGAGCCACUCGUGGACGAGGACGAGGACGAGGACGAGGGCUCCGCCAAGGGCGGCGACGCGGUGCACAUUGUUAAGAUGCGCGCACACGCGGCGGCGCACGGCCACAACCACCACCACCACAGCCACGCCCACAGCCACGCACACGCGCACGCACACGGGGAUGGGGACGAGGGCCAUGUCUCCCCGCACGUGCGCCACGUUGUCAUCUCCCAGGUGCUCGAUCUAAAGUCUAAACCACUCCUAUUAGCCGUGCAUAUCAUCCGCUCACUAAUGACAAUUAUUAAGUAA